Messenger RNA from Pseudophryne corroboree (corroboree frog), 1077 nucleotides. RefSeq names its product serine/threonine-protein kinase SBK1-like. Gene Ontology annotation, biological process: peptidyl-threonine phosphorylation; peptidyl-serine phosphorylation. Gene Ontology annotation, molecular function: ATP binding; protein serine/threonine kinase activity. The transcript has 4 exons. The record is from RefSeq and is a predicted model, not a curated record. The coding region runs from base 1 to 924 and encodes 307 amino acids. Lineage: Eukaryota; Metazoa; Chordata; Amphibia; Anura; Myobatrachidae.
AUGGCGAGGUUGGAACAGAACAACCAGAAGGGGAGAGGACAGAUGCCACCCGUUUCCAAAAUGCUAAUAAUUCAUGCUCAGGUAACACAGGAGGUUUCUGACCACUACAACAUCAUCAAGCGGCUGGGUCAGGGGACCUUUGGGAAGGUUCUGCUUGCGCAAGACAAGAAAACAGGAGAACCUGUGGCCAUCAAGCUGGUGAGGAAAGACAGAAUCGCGCUGAAAGAUUUUGUCAAAGAGCUUUCCAUAUCAAUUUCUCUCUCCGGCUACCAUGGGAUCAUAGCCACCUACCCGAUGUUCUAUAACACUAUGGACUACUACAUCAUGACCCAGGAGCUGGCGACUGCAGGGACCCUCCAUCACCUUAUCAAAGCCAAGGUCGGCAUUCCCGAGGACGCAGUAAAGCGCUGCGCGGCACAGCUCUCCACAGCUCUGGAUUACGUGCAUGGUAGAGGAUUGGUGCACAUGGACCUGAAGCCUGACAACGUGUUUCUUAUGGACAGAGACUGCUAUAACAUCAAACUGGGCGACUUUGGCUUAACUAGGAAAGCGGGCAGUUUUGUAUCAUCGAAGUCGAACAUUAUCCCCUAUAUGUCCCCAGAGAUGUGCGACGUGAAGCAGAACGAGUUCCUAAUACUUUCUCCCAGUGUAGAUACCUGGGCCCUUGGCGUUCUCCUGUACAUUGCAUUAACAGGAUACAUGCCCUGGAAGAAAGCUGUAGAGAUGGACACGAGGUACCAGGUCUAUAUGCACUGGCAGAAGCAUGUAGGCCUCAUUCCUCCACCAGUGUUCUGGCAGAAGUUUACAAGAGAAGCCUUAGACAUGUUUAAUAAUCUCCUUUCACGGAAUUGUUCUGCCCGGCCAUCCGUUCUUUGUGUGCUGAACUAUCUUCAUUAUCCUUGGAAGAUUCAACACCAUUACUGAGAUGAGGCUGAGGCUGUAGGAGAGGAGGUGAAUGGAAGGACUACUAGCACUAGGAGUUUGUAAUCAUAUGGGACCUGGAGACCAAUACAGCAAAUCAUGGAAUGGAACCCUUCUGUCCUGGUGGACCUGGAAGAAAGUUGUACACAGACUCUG